CGGGAUACAAAUCCAGCGUGGUACUUUAAGUUACGGGCUGUAUUUUGACAUUGCGGGGACUCAAACACCCCACCUUUUUAGUUUGCAAUAAAGGUUAGAACGCCCUUAGCACCACUUGACACAAGAAAACAAUUUGUGAGAUUUAUACCUAAAUCCCCACCAAAUUAAUCUAACGGUGGAAAAGUCGUCGUCACUCCUUCAAGACCUUCCCUCAUUGGUCAAUUCCGUUACAUUGCCUUGUUCUUUAAAGGGGUUCAAAUCAAGACGGCUCCUUCCUCGGAGGAUUCAGCCGUAUCAAAUUCAUUUGCCCUUCAUCUUCAGAGUCAUCAAUUCUUCAAAAUCUGCACUAUAUAUAAAAUUGGGUCUUGAUCAUUUCUGCCUUCUGUAAUCUGCAGCUUUUCUUGACCUUUGUGAGCUGCAGAAAUGGCUUCCCAGGCGCACUUGGACAAGAUGCAGCUCCGCCAGAACUACCGCAAUCUCUGGCACAGCGAUCUUGUCCACACCAUUCAGGCUGACACUCCAUAUUGCUGCCUUGCUCUCUGGUGUGGGCCGUGUGUAUCGUACUUGCUCCGCAAACGGGCACUUUACAAUGACAUGUCAAGGUAUGUUUGCUGUGCUGGCUACAUGCCUUGCAGUGGAAGGUGCGGCGAGAGUAAGUGCCCGGAGUUCUGCCUUUGCACUGAGGUCUUCCUGUGCUUUGGAAACUCUGUAGCCUCUACCCGGUUCCUGUUGCAAGAUGAAUUCAACAUUCAGACAACACAGUGCGACAACUGCAUUAUUGGCUUCAUGUUCUGCCUCCAACAAAUUGCUUGCAUAUUCUCCAUAGUUGCAAUGAUUGUAGGAAGUGAAGAGAUCUCAGAAGCUUCCCAGUUGCUAUCUUGCUUGUCUGAUAUGGUCUACUGCACGGUCUGUGCUUGCAUGCAGACGCAACACAAGAUCGAAAUGGACAAACGAGAUGGCAAGUUUGGUCCGCAACCAAUGUCAGUGCCUCCGAUGCAACAGAUGUCACGUUUGGACCAACAAGUCCCUCCCUCUGUUGGUUAUCCACCUCAGCCAGGGUACGGCUACCCACCCCCUCAGGCUCAGGGAUACCCUCCGGCUGGAUACCCACCACCUCAGGCGCAGGGAUACCCUCCAGCAGGCUACCCUCCACCAGCCUAUCCUCCAUCUGGCUACCCACCAAAGUGAUCUAUUGAUACCCUCCUCCAUGGUCGCCAUUGUUGAUAUGCGAAUAGUAGGACACGGCUAUGUGGUUUGGUUAUAUAUACAUGCAUAUUUGCAUUGAAGUUGCUCUGAAACUGGACUCUCUAUUUGAUCUAUAUCUUGGAAGAAACUUGAACUGUGAACUUUGGCUGUUCGUUUAGGUGGGUGGAAGAGAUUGAUUGAUGGCAUCGAUUCUUGACAUGUGGGUUUGAACAUUUUUUAUGUGUAGUAGUAACAUUAUGGACCGACAGAGUUAAUUAUCUGGUUGAAUUUUUUUGUUUGCUCUUCUGUGUUUUGUUGUUCCCUUGGCUACUUACUCCUCCAUGGUUGAAAAUUUUGCCAAGGUGGAUUUUUAUAUUUCUCACCCUGAGUGGCUGAGUCCAAUCAUAUGAAUCGAAGGUCAUUGUAAUGGGCCUCCAUUACCUUGGGCCAGCCUCAAUGUAGGAGCAGACAA
This is a messenger RNA of Linum tenue, 1657 nucleotides long. The record is from the annotation of a GenBank genome assembly. NCBI's taxonomy places the organism in Eukaryota, Viridiplantae, Streptophyta, Magnoliopsida, Malpighiales, Linaceae.